Molecule: messenger RNA, 941 nt
Organism: Laetiporus sulphureus 93-53
Lineage: Eukaryota; Fungi; Basidiomycota; Agaricomycetes; Polyporales; Laetiporaceae
Exons: 2
Coding region: 45-941 (298 amino acids)
Source: RefSeq, a predicted model, not a curated record
CCUCCAUCUACAUCUACACAUUGCACCCUUCAUCUGUAGCAUCCAUGAAUUCAGAGAAGACUGUGGGGGCAAUUAGGGAUGGACCUGGAGAGAAGCUCAACACCGCUCGGGCCGCGCCCCUCGACAGCACCUCGCAUCCUCGUUCCGAACGACCGCCAGCCCGAACGUCACAGGACUUCAAAACUGUUCGCGAAUACUAUGUGGCAGUUGCGAAGAAUGAGUACCCCGAGGAGAACGUUGAGCAGCUCGACGAUCUCCACUUGAUCUAUUCCUACCAGCGCCUUGCUGGCGAUGGGAAGCUGUCGUAUGACCAAUUCAUCAAGAAUUUCCAGGACGAGUGUGAGGACGAGUCUUCGUACACAGGCGAGGUGAUUGAGGUGGAAGCACUGGCAACGGCAAAGCUGGAUAAGCCACUAACCGUCAUUGGAGUGACUCAUGACCUUCUAUUCAGUAUUCAAGCAUCUGAUUCACCAUCGCAGCUUAAGCCUGUACCCGGGGAGGAAGACGUGCACUACACUAGCAUCCCGGGAUCGAACCUCGCGUUACGGAUUUGGGGCAAAGGGAUGGAAGAUGAACAUUACUAUUGCCUCGACUUCGUUGAUAAGGACACACUGCAGGCAGUCAAUAUGCCUUCCGACUUCAAGCUCUACACGGUGCCGCCGAUGGACAGUUGGUGGCGUCCUCACUUCGGUGGGCAGAUGUUCUCAUUGGAGAGUGAGUUCCAGGUCCCUCAACAGGAGCUGAAGGCUGGGGAGGAGAAGUUUCUGCUGUCCGAAGGUGAUUGUAUAAGGCUGUCACGGAAGGGAGCUAAAGAGCUGUACGUGAACGUACCAAUCAGGCCUAGAGAUCGCAGGCCGCCUUGGCUCAGAGGGGCAUAUGUUUCCACCUUCGGUCCAGCCAGUGCUUUGGACUCUGCACCAGAGGCCGGAUCGUCAUGCUGA